CUCCCUGUCUCUGUCUGUCUGUCUGUCUCUCUGCCUGAGGAUGUGGCUGAAGCUGUGCUUCUUGCUGCUGUACUUCCUGCUGCUCUUCGUGCUGGCCCGCUUCUUCGAGGCCCUGGUGUGGUACGAGAGCGGCGUGUUCGCCACGCAGCUGGUGGACCCGGUGGCCCUGAGCUUCAAGAAGCUGCGGACCAUCCUGGAGUGCAGGGGCAUCUGCUACGCCGGCCUGCCCGAGAAGAAGGAUGUCCGGGAACUGGUGCAGAAAUCCGGUGAUUUGAUGGAAGGUGAGCUUUAUUCUGCACUUCGGGAGGAGGAAUCCUCAGACUCUGUCACCAGCACUAACUUCAGCGGUGAGAUGCAUUUCUACGAGCAAGUGGAGGACACUAAGGAUGGGAUAUGGCUUGUCCAAGUGACCGAAUGGACAGGGAAAAUGAGAAAGGAAAUGAGGUUGAUGGACAGACAAAUCCGAGAUAUUCAGAGGGAAGAGGAGAAAGUCAAGAGGUCUGUGAAAGAUGCUGCAAAAAAGGGACAAAGGGACGUGUGUGUUAUACUUGCCAAAGAGAUUGUGCGGUCAAGGAAGGCUGUGAACAAGCUAUUUGCAUCAAAAGCGCAGAUGAACUCCAUCAUUAUGAGCAUGAAGAACCAGCUCUCUUUACUGAAGGUAUCUGGUUCCUUACAGAAGAGCACAGAGGUGAUGAAAGCCAUGCAGAGCUUGGUAAAAAUCCCUGAAGUUCAAGCUACCAUGAGGGAUCUGUCUAAGGAAAUGAUGAAGGCAGGGAUUAUUGAGGAGAUGCUUGAAGACACAUUUGAAAGCAUGGAAGAUGAAGACGAAAUGGAAGAAGCAGCAGAAAUGGAAAUUGACAGGAUCCUGUUUGAAGUUACUGCAGGUGCUCUGGGUAAAGCACCCCAGAAGGUCACAGACGCUCUCCCAGAGCCCGAAGCUGCAGGGGCUAUGGCUGUCCUGGACGAGAGCGAGGGGGAGGAAGACAUCGAGGAGAUGCAAUCCCGUCUAGCUGCUCUUCGGAGUUAAUCAACACCACUGUAAAGUAUUCUUGGCUUUAUUUCAGAAAGGUAUUUUGCACUUGGCAGUUUCUCUCUACCUUCCCCAACCUCGCCCCCCCAUCUCUUUCGGUUCUUAUAUCUGGUAUGCUUUUUAUUCUAAAGUAAAUACUGUCUUUUGUCAAGUGUAAAUGUCAAUGAACUUGUACAGAUGAAAAUGGAGUUUGCUGGAAAAUUACACUUGUGUUCAAUGUUACUCAUCGCCUUUCAUAUGAAAUCUCAUAUCUCCAGCCAUCUGACCAGAUUGUGGUUCAACAUAAUUCAUUUUGAUACUUUAGUUAUAACUAUUGGUGACAAAUACACCUGAACAGGAAUUGAAGCUGGACCCCUGGUAUCCCAUUCUGAUGUAAACAAGUUCAUGAUUGCGACAGAGUCCUGUAGCUCAGUGGUUAGAGCACUCGCUUUGCAAGUGAGAGACCUGAGUUCAAUUCCAGGCAGAGGGCGAAACCUUGGGCAAGUUUCCUCACUCCACACGCCUAAUAAUAAUCCCUCCAAAAAACAAAACAAUAAUAAAUUGGUCAUUUUCAAUUUACGACUGUUUGUGGGACAUUGCUGUGCGCAAUUGGCUGCCGUGUUCGCCCACAAAUAUACAGUCAAUUCACUUUACAGUAUAUUCUGUGAAUCGCUUUGGGACGUCCUCCCGACGUGAAAAGCGCUAUAUCAAAUGCAAGGAUUAUUAUUAGAGAUAUACCUUACACAUUCACCAUUUAACACUACCAAUGCACAUUUGACACUUACAGAGAUUGUAAAAGUGCUUUGCGUGGCCUUACUUCACUACAGGAGAGGAUUUCUGCAUGGCUUUUUUUGUGUAUAAUAUUUCCAUUUGUUGACUGUAUGCACUGUUGUACGCAGAUUAUUUGAAAGAAUCAAAACUAACCUUGGGAGAAAUUAUACAAUUUGAUAUAUUAAAACUAACCUUGGGCAUAAUUGUAAAUUUGAGUUAAUAAUCCUUGCAUUUAUUAUGGAAGUAGCUGUCGUUUUAUGCCGUAACUUUGACUGGCUUUAUUUAAUCUGUGCCUCGUCCUUCCGUCGGAGACUAAAUCUAAAACUAGUUUCGUCUGGAGAGUGCUACAGUACAAGUCUUCAGGAGACGAUUCUGUAAAUGUGUAGUGUUCCCAUUCUCAGCUACUCUUCUUUGGUAUCCAACCAUUGAAGUCAACAAAGGGCCCUGUUGAGGUUCCUACAAGUGGUCUUGUUGCCCAUUGUUUGAUCACUCCUGUUGCUUUGGAGCUGUUGGAAAGUGUGAAAGAUCGAGUGAAGUAUAAAAGAGGUGAGAGACUCCUAAUAGUGACUUCUCAAGACACGAUGGGUAUUUCUGAAUGGUCCCAUUGUUUCAUCCCAUAAUACACCUCAGACAUCGGCUCACAGCAGGGUGGAUUAUUGUAAUAACCAUCUUCAGUGUCAUAUCCUGACUGAUCACUGAGGGUCUCACUGCUGACAGCUUAUAAUUACACUCGAAAUGGUAGAGCAUGGAUGGCGUCAGUCACCCGACCUUGGAAUCACCUGUGCAGCCUUCAGUGAUACAUAUUCUGUUCAUGUUGAGAACAAAUGAGAAACAUGUUCACUUUAGUUUGAUCUUUUUUGUGCGCGAUGACUGCCCAAGUAGUUUGUAACUUUCGAGUUUCAUCUCUGUAAUAGUUUCUUAUUGUACACAAUUACCAACUAUGACUUAAUAAAGAUUUUUAAGUACUUAA
Messenger RNA from Callorhinchus milii (elephant shark), 2750 nucleotides. It is a transcript of the gene rnf103, whose product is annotated as ring finger protein 103. Gene Ontology annotation, biological process: protein ubiquitination; late endosome to vacuole transport; protein transport. The record is from RefSeq and is a predicted model, not a curated record. Gene Ontology annotation, molecular function: ubiquitin-protein transferase activity. The transcript is spliced from 7 exons. The coding region runs from base 41 to 1027 and encodes 328 amino acids. Gene Ontology annotation, cellular component: endoplasmic reticulum; ESCRT III complex; multivesicular body. Lineage: Eukaryota; Metazoa; Chordata; Chondrichthyes; Chimaeriformes; Callorhinchidae.